AUGGUUCGCGGCCAACUGCCAUCUCCGCCUCACUCAGACGGACAUCCCACUCCUGAACCUCACCGGGAAAGCUGCGGAAUCAUUCACCCAUUAUACGCACACGACGACAUACUAGGAGCCGGAAUGACCAUGGACCAUACACAGCAGGCUGUGGCUUUCGAAUCAUCAAAUCCCCCCCGGUAUCUUGCCAACAACGGUUAUUUACAACAGCCGAUGGCGGCCCAUAGCAUUCAAGUCAACACACCACCGUCUACCUCGGAUGAGUGCAUCGUCGCAGAGCGAACUUCAUCUGCAUGGCCUCAAAGAUCUGCCAAUCGAAAGGCAAAGAGCGGCAGAGGUAGCGGUGGUCGUAAGCCCAAAACACUGCAUGCUGGAGAUGGCCCUUCGUUACCCGGCCCGUUGAGCGAGUUGACCAAGCACCUGACCCAUGUUCCCAUCAGGGAUAUGGAAAGUUGGGUACAUCGACCCAUCGAGGUCCGUCGCCAGGAAGUCACCAAAAAGAAUGGGAAAGUUGCCAGACCUAUGAAUUCCUUUAUGCUCUACCGGUCAGCAUAUACCGAGAGAACCAAGAAGUGGCUGGGACAGAACAACCAUCAAGUAGUGUCCGUGGCUGUGGGCCACAGCUGGAAGAUGGAGCCACCAGAGAUUCGCAAUAAGUUUGAAGUCCUAGCGAACAUCGAAAAGAAGAACCAUGUCAAGGCGCACCCCGGAUACAGGUUCUCUCCAAAGAAGGACCAUCGAAGAGGUGAUGACCGUCGCAACAGUCGCCUGGACCAUACACCUGAUUCUAGUCCUGGCUUGGGGCAGACGCCCCGUACCAUGAGCACAUCAGAAAUGGAAAGCGGAUGGGGCAGUCGUGACUCAACCCCUAUAGGUUUUAUGGAGCAUGGCAUGCCCGCUGGUUACCUCAGCUCUUCCUGGCAAACAACCAACCCCGCCUCAGACCUCUGUCCCUGCACCGGGAGCCGGUGCCGAUGGUCAGCUAGAUCCACAGCUGCUCGGCUUCCAAGGCAACCCGAACAAUGGGGGAGGGGGUCAACCCUACGGCAAUACUCACUAUCAUCCCAUCUGGCAAGACUCGCAUGCAAGCAACAACUACGCUGCUGCCUCGUCGCUACCGCCGGCUACGGUACCCUAUGUAGCUGGCGCGGCUUUCACGCCGGGUAUGCAACCGAUGGUGGAUGGUCGCGAGGCAUGGGAGCCAGGCCAUGA
This is a messenger RNA of Aspergillus oryzae RIB40, 1212 nucleotides long. Its product is annotated as HMG-box domain-containing protein. Gene Ontology annotation, cellular component: nucleus. Gene Ontology annotation, molecular function: RNA polymerase II cis-regulatory region sequence-specific DNA binding; DNA-binding transcription factor activity, RNA polymerase II-specific. The coding region runs from base 1 to 1212 and encodes 403 amino acids. Lineage: Eukaryota; Fungi; Ascomycota; Eurotiomycetes; Eurotiales; Aspergillaceae. Gene Ontology annotation, biological process: regulation of transcription by RNA polymerase II. The transcript has 4 exons. The record is from RefSeq and is a predicted model, not a curated record.